ACUCUUGUCUUUUCUUGGCAGCUGUGCUCGCUUUUGGCAAGAGACUGGGCCCAGACGACCGAGAGGGAGAGAUUUUUCGAAACAAGGGAAGCCAGCCCAAAAAACUCUCCUGUUUGUUUGCCCUCUCUGGAUGACGUCGUGUCCCGGGCCGUUCUCCUCCUUCUCCCUCCCUCCUUCUCUCUAGACCCCCUCUUUUUUCAGCCCACCCACCCCCUGAAAAAAAAGUCUCUGGAAGCCGCAAAUUGAGCUGCGGCACCGCUGGGAUAAAACCGCUCGGGCCGCCAGCAGACUGGGGCAUUGCUGGGGAGAGAUGGCCAAGCCGUGGACUUCUUCCCUCCUUUCUGGAGCAGCCGGCCUCCUCCUUCUCCUCCUCUCCAGCCUCCCGGCUUCGUGGCAAGGAGGAGUCCCAGGCGCCGGAGCAGGUGGGAUUCCCGGAAGAGGGCUUUACCCUGGAGCCGGUGUUGGAGGUCUAGGAGCUGGUGUUGGAGGUCUAGGAGCCGGUGUUGGAGGUCUAGGAGCCGGUGUUGGAGGUCUAGGAGCUGGCGGACUUGGGACUGGAUUGGGGGGAGCAGGAUACGGUGCAGGGGCCAAACCUCCAAAACCAGGGGUUGGAGGUGCUGGAUCAUUAGGUAAGGCUGCCGUAAUAGUUAAUGAUGAUGAUGUAGUCAAAUGCCCAUAAGUGAU
Messenger RNA from Anolis sagrei ordinatus, 684 nucleotides. The record is from RefSeq and is a predicted model, not a curated record. NCBI's taxonomy places the organism in Eukaryota, Metazoa, Chordata, Lepidosauria, Squamata, Anolidae.